Messenger RNA from Danio aesculapii, 7790 nucleotides. Its product is annotated as collagen alpha-1(I) chain-like. NCBI's taxonomy places the organism in Eukaryota, Metazoa, Chordata, Actinopteri, Cypriniformes, Danionidae. The transcript has 68 exons. Gene Ontology annotation, molecular function: extracellular matrix structural constituent. Bases 91 to 5532 code for a protein of 1813 amino acids. The record is from RefSeq and is a predicted model, not a curated record.
GUUUUCCAUUACAUAUAUGUAUAUUUUCAGUUGAUUAUUCAGUGUUUAGUAAACUGUUUACCAGGACGAGAGGAACACUAGUUUUUAAAUAUGUGGUUUAUUUUAUCAAUGUGUGCACUGGUUAAAGCUUUCCAUGCGGAGUUCUCGGAAACAGGAUCUGGUUCUGCGGACUCAGAGAGGUUCAACACGCAUCUGAAUAUGUUUACACAAAGAGUGGAUUUGCUUGAGCAGCUUUCUAGUUUGGUAUCAAACAGCAGAAACGUGAGCCUCUAUGAGGAGGAUCAAGGAUGUCCAGUGCUGGACAUUGGCCUGUACUCCACACUCACUAUGCCCAGCCAGCAAGCUUUUGGAUCAAGCUUUGCUGAUGAGUUCAGUGUGCUGAUUCAACUGCGAAGCUCUCAGGACGCGGAGCGAAGUCUGUUGACUUUGCUGAACUUCUAUAAUCACAUUUUACUCCAGAUCCGGAUCGGCCCACACAGCAUCACCUUCAUCACUACUCAACACCGGGACUAUGAGUUUUCAGUGUCAGGAUUGUCCCACUCGCAGUGGCACUGGAUCUCAAUCGGGGUUGCGUUUGAAUGGCUGGCUGUAUAUGUGGACUGCGUGCUUGUGGAAAAAGUCAGCUGGAUGUACCCUUACAUGGGCAUCACUACAGAUGGUCUGCUUAUGGUGGGCGGCAUCCUGGAGGGGUUUGAGACCCCCUUUGAGGGAGAGCUGAGACAGAUGACUUUUAUAAUGGGAGAUGCAAAUGCUGCCAAGGAUCAUUGUGAGCUUCAUCAGCAUAUGUGUGGACACAGCCUUUUUAAGAUGGAAAGUAGCGCUGAGGGCCCUUUGUCACCCUCCGCUGGCUCAACAGCAGAGACAAUGUUCACAUCAGAUCCCUCCUCUGCCACAGAUGAUACUGCCAACAUGCAUUCAGUUCCCGGACUCAGGCCUGAACCCAGAGAAUCAUAUGAUUUGAACUCCAGUGUCUCCUCUCAAAAAUGGGCCAUUUCUUCUUAUCCAAACAAAACUUCAAAGCACUCGGUCCGUGGCUUUGUAGUGGUGGAUGAGUCUGAGUGCCUCACGUCUCCUGUCGUCAGCACACAUAGCAGGUAUAAGGACACCAGGGAUAAAAAGAUCCAGUCCACCACCUUCAAAUCAUCAGAGACUUUCACCACUCAAAAACUGAAAGCUGAUUUGAGUAAAGGCCGUCUGGAGCGGCACCAUUUGAAGCCGUCUGGGGACAUCUCUGAGCUGGAUUCUAGUUUAAAUGUGAAGAUGUCUGCUGGUCAGAAGGAUCUGCUCAGGCCUACUGUCCAUCCAGAGUUAAACCAGUUGACUGAAGAAGGUUUCUUACUUCCUUCACAGAGCAUCUCUGGGUACUCUAGUCAAGUAGUUAAACAGCCUUCGGUCGAUGUUCCCUCACAAAAAGGAUAUGAAAUGCUAGUAGGCAUUGGAAAAGCUGACAACAAGUUUUCAAGAGUUGCCCGUAAACAUGGAGAUGUUAUAUUAGGCAAGGAUGGAAGAAGAUACCGGCUUCUCAGUGGACCUCCAGGGCCUGUUGGAUCACCAGGGAAAAGAGGGUGUGCUGGUAAAAGAGGAUAUAUUGGAUACAAGGGUGAUAAGGGAUCUCAAGGUGUCCCAGGAGUGGAUGGGCUAAGAGGCAUACAAGGACCCCCAGGGCCUCCGGGACUCCCAGCCCUGUACCUGUGGAGGAACACAGACGAGGAUUGGGCUGCAUUCAGGAGGACACCUUAUUACCAGUUGCUAGCAGCUGGGUGGCCUAGAGAGACUGGACAACCUGGACCAAUGGGAGAGACGGGGAGACCUGGUUUACCUGGUUUACCCGGAGACCCAGGCCAGUCAGGACCACCAGGACGGAGAGGUGAUAUGGGUGGCAUGGGACCAAAGGGUGUUCGAGGCCGUGCAGGGACUCAAGGAAGAGAUGGACAGAAAGGUCUGGAUGGCAUGAGAGGAUCUCCAGGGAUUCCUGGCUUACAGGGUCCUCGUGGUUACAAAGGUGACACAGCUCCCCCUGGUGAAAAAGGAGAGGAGGGUUUCUUUGGUGCUCCUGGUCCAAGAGGGGAUAAAGGACAGACUGGCCAAAAGGGAUCAAAGGGAGAAAUGGGGUUUACUGGCUUUUCUGGUCCUCCUGGAUUUGUUGGUUUACAAGGUGUUGAAGGAAUUCCAGGGCAACCUGGACCUAAGGGGGAUCCUGGACAUGAUGGAAAGCGUGGUCCUGCGGGCACUGUGGGAGCACCAGGUGCUACAGGACUGGUUGGUGCGCAAGGUGUUAAUGGCUCAGAAGGGGAUGCUGGACCUGCUGGCCCUGUGGGACGUAAAGGUCCUCAGGGGCCUAGAGGAACUGAUGGAAUUAGAGGCCCACCUGGUCAGCCUGGAUUACAGGGACUUCCAGGUCAGGCUGGUCCACAGGGUCUCAAAGGUGACAUAGGAAAAGAGGGUCCAGUGGGAAACAGAGGGCUACAAGGCAUUGAAGGGCCCAUGGGUAUGACUGGAGAUCCAGGUCCAAAAGGCUUUCCAGGUGUCACAGGCAAUAGGGGCCCAGAUGGAGAGAAGGGGGAUGAAGGACCCAAGGGGAAAAAAGGUCCCCGGGGAGCACCAGGCAUCAUGGGUCCUCAGGGUGAGAGGGGUCAGUCGGGUCAUACUGGAUUACCUGGUGUCAAAGGUCAACCAGGGGCUGCAGGGAUCCAGGGUAUAGAUGGUGAAGUGGGUCCCCAGGGAAUGCUGGGAAAAGAGGGUCAGAAGGGCAGUAGGGGUGAACCUGGUAGUAGUGGAAGAACAGGAUCAAGAGGAUCCAGAGGUCGAGCAGGCCAACAUGGUCCUCCUGGUAUACCUGGAAUAGCGGGAUUACGUGGUCCACUUGGUGCUGAGGGACCAGAAGGAAAGCCUGGUACACAGGGUGUUUCUGGUUCUGUCGGAAGCCCAGGAGAGAAAGGACCUCACGGCGUGAGGGGUGCGAUUGGAGAACCAGGAAAGCAAGGUCCUUCAGGUUCUCAGGGCCCACCUGGACGACCUGGCCAAGAUGGUACUCAAGGCCCUCCUGGUGAAAAGGGCUUCACUGGAAAAGCUGGCUUGGCAGGUGCUCAGGGGCCUGUAGGGAUGUAUGGCUAUCCAGGAGCCACCGGCCUUCGUGGACCACCAGGACACACAGGAGAGAGGGGUGAACCUGGCAUUAGGGGACCAUUGGGACCAGUUGGGAAAAGAGGGCCACCUGGUUUAGCUGGCCCAGCUGGAGAGAGAGGCUCACGUGGACCACCGGGUCGCCAAGGAGAAACUGGACCUACAGGCUUCCAAGGACUGCCUGGGCCCUCUGGACUGCCUGGUGCUGAAGGUGUAACUGGAAAGCAAGGACCCCCAGGCAGCCUGGGGCCUCAGGGGCCAAAGGGAAAACAAGGACCAAAUGGAUUGACAGGCUCACCUGGAACAAGUGGAAUGAUUGGUCAAACAGGAGAAAAAGGGGAGCAGGGAUUGCCAGGACCUGCAGGUGACCACGGAUCUAUUGGACUAUAUGGGCCACAGGGUCAUCCUGGUCCAGUUGGUUUAGAGGGUCCAACAGGGUCAAAAGGGGAUUUUGGAUCACCUGGACCCAAGGGAAAACCUGGUCCAAAUGGGUUUCCGGGAGAACAGGGGCCUCAGGGCUCUCAGGGUAUUUUAGGUGCUCCAGGACCUUGUGGCAAAGAGGGAGGUAUUGGACCUCCUGGUAUAAUUGGUAACCAGGGCCCUAAAGGACAAAAGGGUGACCCUGGACAUCGAGGAUUCUCAGGCCAACAAGGUCCUCCUGGACUUUUGGGGGAUGGAGGAGAGCGAGGACUGAAGGGGAAUAAAGGCUACAUUGGAUCACAGGGUCAAAAUGGUUUAAUGGGAAAGAUUGGUCCAUCUGGAUUAAUGGGUCUAGAGGGUUUGAUGGGUCUUCGGGGACCACUAGGAGCAAACGGCUCACCAGGCCCAAAGGGCGAAACUGGAUCACCAGGACCGAAUGGAUAUCCAGGAGAUCAAGGCAAUCGGGGGCUGACUGGCCGGAGGGGUUUACAAGGGGUUAUGGGGAAGGCAGGACCUCAGGGAGUCGUGGGUCCCAGAGGCCCCCAGGGCUUAUUGGGCCCAAAGGGUGUCCCAGGACAAGAGGGACCUAAAGGUGAACCAGGAAGACAAGGACCGCCAGGGCUGAAGGGUUCACCAGGCCUAACUGGUAAUAAUGGACCCUCUGGAUUUCCUGGAAAAGAGGGUCUUCCAGGAGAUUUAGGACCUGAUGGCCCUGUUGGCCCUCCAGGACCACAAGGUUCAAAUGGCAAACCUGGGCCUCGGGGAAGAGAUGGCCCGAAAGGCCAAAAGGGAAAUGAUGCACGUAAGGGGUCUUCUGGAAAGACUGGGCAUGCUGGAAGGAGAGGGAAAGCAGGAAAAGCUGGUCAGAGGGGUCUCAGAGGACCGAAAGGACAGAAGGGCCAGCAGGGUGCACUGGGAAACACUGGACCUCCAGGCAGAACAGGACAAUAUGGUUUACCAGGCAUCCGAGGACAUAAAGGAGAGAGUGGUGGAAAAGGCUUUGAGGGAGAGAAGGGGGAUCGUGGACCGCUCGGUCCUCCAGGGGGAGACGGACUGAAGGGAAAUCAAGGCCUGCAGGGGGUUAAAGGGAGAACAGGACCAAAGGGAGAGCAGGGAGAUAUUGGUCCAACAGGUCAAAGAGGGACCCCAGGUCUACCAGGGCUGCCUGGCCUGUUUGGAGAAAAGGGUUUAAAAGGAUUUCCAGGUCUUACUGGUCCAAAAGGAAAGCGAGGACGUCAAGGCCCGCCAGGUCUUCCAGGUCCACCGGGCUUAUCUCUAAAUCUAACACUGACUCAGCUAAAAGACCUUAUGUACCUCUCAGACAAGCCCAACUAUCCUCUUCUCAGGACACUGCUGGACUCCCUUCAGCAAGACCUGCGCUUCUUUAUUGAUCCUCCAGAUGGCAGUAAAGAUCAUCCGGCCACAAGCUGCCUGGAGCUGAUGAUCAGUUUUCCAAACCUAACCAGUGGAAUGUAUUAUAUCGACCCCAAUCAGGGCAGUUCUGCUGAUGCUUUAUGGGUUUAUUGUAACCUCAGUGAAGGACAGACAUGUUUGUCUCCUCUGCAGCCACAGAUGCCUAUGAGAUCCUGGCUCAAAGACGGCACAUCAGACUCUUUCACAUGGUUGAGUACUAUAGAUGGCGGCUUUCAGUUUGAUUACACAGAGACCAGUGUGGUGCAAAUGCGAUUCCUCCGACUGAACAGCAGGAUCGUGAAGCAGAACAUCACAUUUUCAUGCCAGUCAAACAGCCACCAGGGUUUCAAUGAAAGAGACAUAAAGUUCCUCGCCGACUCGAGAAGACAGAGCUUCUUGGGAACAUUACUGGAUUGUGAACCUUCGGGGCCGCUGGAUUCGGGCCCCCGGGAAUCUGUCUUUCAGUUUGAGACUGAAGACCUGGAGCUUUUACCAAUCAGAGAUCUGGCUUUAUUUGGCCAGAGGGACACAACAGAGGAGUUUUGGUUUACUGUAGGAGACGUGUGCUUCAGCUAAAACACAAGCACACUCUCAUUUGAGGACUGCUGGACUGAACGCUGAGCUCUAAUCCAGUUGCUCUCUGCUGACAAACGCAGAACAACAAGCUAAAGAUCAGGACUUACCUUAAUUUACUGGGGCCGGAUUCAUGACAAUAGUCUUAAAGGGAAAGAUGACCCCCUCGCUCACCUUUCUUUGGCUCAUUCCCUGCCUUAUCAGUGGUCGCCACAGAAGAAUUAACCGCUAAUUACUCUGGCAUAUGUUUUACCAGCGGAUGCCCUUCCUGCCACAACCCAGUGCUGGGAAACUCCCAUAAACGCUCUUAUUUACACACACUCAUACACUAUGGCCAAUUUAGUUUAUCUAAUUCACUCAGUAAAAAACAUAUGUUAAUUAACAAGUUCUGUAUUUUGUGAUUCACAAGUGUUUUCUGCUUAUUUGCAGUUGUGAAUUGCAUUAUUGGACUUUGGUCUCUGCUCUGUCAACUUUUAAUGUUAAAAAUUCAACUCUACAGUUAAACAAAGUGACUUUUAUUGACAUUUUAAUAGUUUGAAAUGAUAUAAUGUAUAAGAAAUAAUGUAUUGAGAAAUAAGUCUGUUAAAUAGCAGGAAAUGUACUGGCAGACAGUUUAAUACAAGGUUUUUGUACCGUGAUAUACUAUGCCAACCCAGACAAUCACUUUAAACUAUUAAAAAUGUUAAUAAAAGGCAUUUUUUCUAACUUUUCAAGCUUAAAACUUGUUGGAAGAAAGAUCAAAUUGCCAUAAUGCAAUUCAAAAGCAUAAAUAAAAUAAAAAAUGAAAACAUGAAUUAGAAAAUACAGAAAACUGCUAAUUUAUGAAUAUUUUACAGUGCACCUAUACUGCAUUUCUUUUGACUGUGUGGAAGCAGAAGCGGGAUAGAUGACCCAAACAAUUCUGUCAACAUUUACUUACUCUCAAGUUGUUCCUAACUGGAAUGAAUUUUUUUCUUCUGCAAAUCACAAAAGAAGAUGAAGUUGCAGGACCUCAAAGACUUCCAUAAUACUGACACAUAUUAUGAAAAUCAGUUUAUAGCAACUAUAGCAACUGUGUUUGCUCACAUUCUUCAAACUCUUCUUAUGUGUUCAACAGAAGUAAUAAUCCUUAUUCUGCUGUGGUGAGCCCUGAUAAUGACGGGAAUAAAAGUGAGUGGGUGAGAGUAUAAUAUAAGAGUGAGUAAUAACAAAAAUUAUUCAGAAAAGUCAUGAUUGCAAAAUGUAAAAGUUUCUUUAUUUGAUAUCAUUCAUUUGAGUAAUUUUUGUGAUUUCAAAUUUAGUAAGAAAGAAUGAUAAUACAGCAAGUAAUGCUCAUCUAACCGGUUGUUCUCUGAGAUAUAAAGCCUGACAGGCACAUCAUCAGACCGGUGAGUAAAAUCACAACCCUAUUGUUUUUUUUACGUUUCAGUCAGCUGUUCUUUUUUUAAAGAUUUUUGCGAAUACAAAACAAAUGUAGCUGUUUCAAUUCACACAUCCUGAGAAAGUUUCAUGAAUCCGGCCACUGUUCUCUAUCUGCUGUGGGAAUGGAGAUCCCUAAUGAAGUUUUCUCCUUCGGUUUACUGUGUACCUUUAUAAACUGAUUUGUUGUCUGUUCAUUUGCAACAGUAAUCUGGUGCGCAGCUUCUCAUAGGGAGUUGUAAUGUAUUGUUGAAAAUUGUUUACAAUGCUUGUUUUCUGUUAAAUAACUGAUUAUUUAUAUAAUGUCAUGGUGUUACUCUGGUCAGAUUUUACGAAGUGAUUCUCAUCAAACCAUCCUCAACAACCCAUUUCAUUCAGGUUUUGUUUUAUUUUCAUGUUUUUCUUUCUUUCUUUUUUUAAGUUUUUGCACCUUAUGACAAAGAGAACUGGGAUAUACUCCACAUGGCCAACCAUUUGCUGUCACCUUAACACAACACCUACUCUUUGUAGUAUGUGCUUGAUGGGCAUUUCAUUUAAAAACUAUUGUCAUCAAUGGGCAUUUUGUUCUCAUGCUAUAUCAGUUUUAGUUCUUCUAGAAAAGCUUUUAAAUGUGGAUGGAGAAAUGUUUUGUUGCAUUUGACCAUGUGGUGUAUGUGACAUCCAAAUCCGAUCCUAUAAAAACAAUGUGCCUCAAGCUCAUGUCAGGCACUGCUUGUGAAGAUUUAAUAACAUGAAUUAAUUAGAGCUGUCAGACAGUUGCUGUAGAAGCAUUGUUUAUGGCUGGAACUCAACACGUGUUAAUUAGCUAAUUAUAAUGACAGUUUAUGAAUAAAGCAACACCGUCUUUUGUUCUUUUGUGAAAA